AAAUAAACCAAAGGCAACACUACGCAAGGCUGCCAGCGUCCCGGUGACUGGGCACAAAGUUCCCCUUUCUCUCUUCCAUGUUGAUUCCCAGACAAAAAAGCUUCGUUCUGUCGCAGGAUGAGUCGCCCCGGUGAAUGACUUGAGUUUGUUCUUAUUUAUUGCUUCACUUGGCGUUGAGGAUGGUGCGCAACGUGGACGACCUUGACUUCUGUCUGCCGUCGCACCCGCAGACCAUCCUUGAGGGUCUGCGCUCUCUGUGCUCUCAGCCCAAGAUGGUGGACGUCACACUGAGCGCCGGGGGUCGCGACUUCCCGUGCCACCGCGGGGUCCUGGCCCUCUGCAGCGCCUACUUCGGCUGCAUGUUCUCGGGUGACUUCGCCGAGAGCAUCGCGGCCCGCGUGGAGCUCCAAGAAGUGGAUCCGGAUAUUCUGAGCUGCUUGCUGGACUUCGCCUACACGGGCAAGCUGACCAUCAACCAGAGCAACGUGGAGGGUCUGAUCCGCACUUCCAGCCGGCUGCAGUUUCAGACGGUCCGCGCUGUGUGCACGCGGUACCUCCAGCACCAGAUCGACGCCACCAACUGCCUGGGCAUCCUGGAGUUUGGCGAGAUCCACGGCUGCCCCGAGGUGGUGGCCAAGGCGCGAGCCUUCCUCUUGGAGAACUUUGAGGCAGUCCAGCUGAGCGAGGAGUUCCUGCUCCAGGAGAAGGAGCGCCUGGUCUUCUGCCUGAGCCACGAAGGCUUGCAGGUCCGAUGCGAGCGCGCUCGCGUGGAGGCUGUCCUCAGGUGGGUGGGGCACCGGCAGGAGGCUCACCUGGGCCACAUGCCGGAGCUGCUGGGCCUCUGCCGACUGGAGCUGCUCGACCCGGACUACCUGAGGGGCACGCUGAUGCAGGAUGCUCUGGUGCAGGCGUCGGACGGCUGCAGGGAGGCCGUGGAGAAGGUCCACAUGGAGAAAAUGCACUUGGCCCCGGAGUGCGCGGUCACAGUGGACGGUCAGAGUCCGCAGCCCAACCUGCAGGAGGUGCUCUUUGUCAUGGGGGGUCGCUCCCUGGACGACGACUCGGACGACGACUCGGACGACGACGAUGGCGAGCGGGCGAGAGCGAGAGCGCGCAGAACUCAGCCCAGGAACUGUGCCUUCUACAACACCAAGACAAAACAGUGGCAUGAGCUCCCAAAUUUCCCCAACCCAAACAAGUGGGGCUUCUCCAUGGUGUCGCUGAAUAAUGACGUCUACGUCACAGGAGGCUCCCGGGGCUCCAACACCAACACCUGGUCCACCACGGAGACGUGGAAGUACGUCACCAAGGAGGGCCGGUGGGUCACGGUGGCGCCCAUGCUCCGACCUCGCACCAACCACUCAUCCGCCACGCUCAACGGAGAGAUUUACGUCAUUGGCGGUACGACGUUGACCCGCGUGGAGGUGGAGCGUUAUGACCCGUACCACGACACUUGGACCUCCACGUGUCCGGCCGUCAAGUACGUGACCAACUUCACUUGUACGGCGUGCCGGGGCAAGCUCUACGUCAUCGGCUCCUGCGCCGUCAAGUACAACGCGUUGACCAUGCAGUGUUACAACCCCGUCAUAGACAGCUGGAUGACUAUCUGCUCGCCAUUCAUCCCCAAGUAUCUGUCGUCUCCUCGUUCCGUGUGCAUGGAAGGAAACAUCUACCUGCUGGCCGACAACACCAAGAAAGUCUACUCGUACGACCCCGACGUCAACAUGUGGCAGAAGAUCCAACUGCUCCAUAUGCUGCACGAGAAUGGCGGCCUGGUGUCGCUGGACGGGAGGCUGUACGUAACGGGCGGCCACUGGAAGGGCAUGGAGGGCGACUACGGCGUGGAGGUGGAGGUAUACAACCGGGCCUCCGACACCUGGGAGGUGGAGGGCUUCCUGCCCAGACUCUGGUUCUACAGCGGCGUCUCCACCAUCUUCCUCGACCCCGCCAACUGGCCUCGCGUUUUCCCCGCCGACGCCACGUAGGCGAUGUCACGUGAUCGCUGGCGGAGCGAGAGCUCUGCCGUUGUUUAUUUACAUACGGUGGUGCCAUGACUUUCGAGUGCUCCAAUUUAGGAGCUACGAGCAGUUGCUCGCGCCAUUUUUUUGUUUUGGUGUUGCGAGCAAAAAUACAAGCUUCGGAUAAGCCGCCGCUCUCGUAUGUGGGCAAGGGGAGCCACAGUCGCUGAUGCGCUUUUAGCUGUUUAUUGAAUGGGACAAAUACAAAAUGAGAACCCUGGCAAGUAACUAAUGUAGGCCACAACUCACGCCCAGACGCUCACACAGAGACGAACCGGCGAAGUACCUGAUGUCACUCAGUAGGCCACGCCCCUUGAAGGCAUACAUCCACUUGUGGCGACUUUCGGCUUGUCCCAACGUACAGUAAUUACACUUUAUAAAAGUUCAUUUCUUUACAUUCUCUGUUUUUUUCUGUUUUUAUACAGUAUGGUGCAUUUCUUUUCUUUAUUAAUGACACACAACACCCCAGGAAAUUGCAGUGCUGGAACAGAUUAGUGGCAUUUCAAUAGGGAUACUGAUUUGAUAUGCAACUCAAUUGAGUUACGAGCUUGGUCAUGGAACAAAUUAAACUCCUAAGUCAAGGUACCACUGUACAUUGUUGUCAACAUGUUAGGAAUCUUUGGUGCUGUUUUGUAAAUGAGCAAGGUGUAUGAGGGACACACACAAAUCAUACUACGAGAAUUAAGUCAUCAUCGUACAAGAAUUAAGUCGUAUUUUUUAGGGGGGAUCUGAAUGUUAGGCAAAUAAUAGUGCUUUUCUUGUUGGACAAUCUUGUUAGAAAGUUUUUUUCAAUGUCAGAUUUUGUGUGUGUGUGUGUGUGUUUUAGGAGCAGUUGGUUUUUUUUCAGCAAAAAAGUCUGAAUUUUAAAGGAGAUGAGAAAUGGUAGUGUGCUAAACCUUGAAAUUUAAAAUUUUUCAAGAUGAAAGUCACAAUCUUAUAAGAAAAUGAUAUUUUUAUUAGAUAAAAACAUACACAUUAUUUUGAUUUAAAUAAUUAGCUUUUUAGAGUUUAUUCUUAUAUGAAUUUUUUUUCCAGUCAUAAAUUUAGGAGAACAAAUUUGUAUUUUAUCAAGAAUAAAGUUGUAAUCUAUAAUUGCUAAAAACUAAUUUUGAGGAAAGUAAAAAAACUCAGAAAAUAAAAGUUAUAAAUUUGUAAGAAAAGCUUUUACGGGACAAAGAAAAUAUCAAAUCUAACGAGACCAAGGCUGGUUUUCAAGAAAAAAGUUGUAAUUUUAUAAAAAUAGUAUUUGUUUUUCUUUAAAAAUACUACUUUAUUCUUGUAGUAUUACUUAUUAUGAGAAAAACAAAUCUCUAAAAAUUGCCUUUUUGUCCUCUUAUGAUGAUUGUGACUUUAUUUCCACAAGAUUACUUGUAUUUAGUCAUGAAAAAAGUCAACCUAAAGCUGUAACAUUUUUUUCAAGAAAAGCAGAAUGUAGGAAACAUGAGAAAAAAAUCAAGUUUUUGGGAUAAAAAAAAAAAAUAAAUUUAAUGAGAACAAAGUACUUUUUCUUUUUUUU
This is a messenger RNA of Phyllopteryx taeniolatus (common seadragon), 3534 nucleotides long. It is a transcript of the gene klhl30, whose product is annotated as kelch-like family member 30. The transcript is spliced from 8 exons. Gene Ontology annotation, molecular function: protein binding. Bases 180 to 1985 code for a protein of 601 amino acids. The record is from RefSeq and is a predicted model, not a curated record. Lineage: Eukaryota; Metazoa; Chordata; Actinopteri; Syngnathiformes; Syngnathidae.